AUGAACAGAGUGAUUAGUCAGUUUUCCGGUAAGUUUAUGAAGGACAAGUGCGUCACCGGUAGCAGCGCCGGCGAUACGACGACGACGGCUUUCAGAUCGGCGCCGCAGGGCUCAGUCGCAUCGUCUUCGUCGUCGGUGCGGAGGUUCAAAGGAGAUCUGGAAUCGAGCCGAUUUAGUGCGGCGGCGAGCGAGAAGCUGAGGCAAGCGGAGGAGUCUCUAAGGACGGUCAUGUUUCUGAGCUGUUGGGGAUCGUGUUAG
Microthlaspi erraticum is the source of this 258-nucleotide messenger RNA. The record is from the annotation of a GenBank genome assembly. NCBI's taxonomy places the organism in Eukaryota, Viridiplantae, Streptophyta, Magnoliopsida, Brassicales, Brassicaceae.